This is a messenger RNA of Stegostoma tigrinum, 3042 nucleotides long. It is a transcript of the gene pelp1, whose product is annotated as proline, glutamate and leucine rich protein 1. The transcript has 14 exons. Lineage: Eukaryota; Metazoa; Chordata; Chondrichthyes; Orectolobiformes; Stegostomatidae. Gene Ontology annotation, biological process: rRNA processing. The coding region runs from base 1 to 3003 and encodes 1000 amino acids. The record is from RefSeq and is a predicted model, not a curated record. Gene Ontology annotation, cellular component: nucleus.
AUGUCUAGUACUUCUCUGCUGUCCCAUCCUUGCCAGCUAUGUCAAGAGGCAGCGAUGGAAGGAAUGAAGGCCUGUAUGACCUUUUACCCCCGGGCCUGUGGAUCUCUCCGGGGCAAGCUGGCUGCUUACUUCCUCAGUAAACUAGACGCCGGGAGUCCCCACAUCCAAGAGCUGGCCUGCCAGUGCUACGUGUUGCUGCCAGGGCUCGGCGCUGGGUUUGCCCAGGGAAUGAAGUACAUGGAAUCCUGGGCACAGCAGCUGCACUGCCUCCUCGCGACCCUGCACAGCCUGGUGAAGCAGCUGUACGAAGGGGCAGAAGCCGACCCGGUUCGGUACGAAGGCCCAGGUGUCAUGCUGCCCCUGCCUGAGCUGAACGAUGGAGAUCCCUUCCACGUGCUGCGGUUGAGGCAACGAUUCUCCGCCCUGAGCAAGUGCCUCUCGCUGCUCCUCAGUUCGAACUUCCCUGUGCCUGUGAAAUUGCCAGUGCAGGACGUCCUAAAUUUGGUUUGUCGGAUCCUGAACAUCAGCGCCAAGAACAUGAGCUGGAUAGGUGAAGGACCGCUGAAGAUGCUAGUCCUGCCGGCAAUCCACUGUGACGCGCUAGAAAUUCUCUCAGCACUCAUCACUGUGAGCAGGAAGCAUUUGGUCCGCUUUGCCGACGUCAUCUGCAGGCUCUUCCCGCAGGUCCUGACGGCCUGGAGCGCUUCCCGGGAAUCCGCCGUGCCCGGACAGGAGAGGGCCUACAGCUCAGUGAGAGUCAAGGUCUACGAGGUGCUGGGGAUGUGGCUGAAGGUCUGCGGGGCUUCCUCGGGCGUGCUGCAGGGGCCGUUCCACCACUGCGACGUCCUGCUGGCGAACCUGAUCACAGACGUGACCCCGGUGCUGGACACUACCAAGCUCCGGUCCACGAAGCCGAUGGGGGACGGGAGCCAGCUAUUCAACUACAGCAAGCACAGCAACAAAAGGCAGAAGCUGAUGGAUGUGGAUGAGACAGUGGCCGUGCCAGGCCACAGGAAGCGGGAUGCGACCGCUAACGGUGACGUCUGUCUGGCAGCGUUGAAAGUCUGCAGUGAUCUGGUGCUGUCGUGCGGAAGCUUGCUGAAGGAGGAGAUCCACAAGAAGCUUCAUGAGCUGGUGGUACCUCUCCUGAUCCGACUGCAGCAGAACACCAGCAUGACUAGCCCCUACCUCCGGGGGGAUUGCCGAAGGGAACUGUACCGCCUCCUGCUCUUCCUGCUGUUAGUUCCCAAUUCCAAAUGGCCGCCACCGCUGCACUGCGCCGUCAGGACGUUCAGCCAGGGACAGAAUGACCGUGACCCAGAGGUCUCCUCUUUCUGCUCAGAGGCUCUCGUCAUCUGCAACUGUCUCAUCCACCCCCGGGUGCCUUCCCUUCAGAUGCCCCUGAGCGCUGCCAGCCUCAUUGCCACAGCCUUCAAGCCGGCAGCUACUGACCUGCCAUCUGCUGCCAGGCUGCCACAGGUGCCCACGUUCCACCUGCCGCAUCCUCCUCCUCCUCCUCCUCCUCCUCCUCCUCCUCCUCCACCGCCACCUCUGCCCCAACACCCACUUCCUGCAGCCACCACGGCCCGGGCUCUCGCUGAGCAUCCGCCCUCGUCGCGUUUCUCCGUCCCACCGCCAGCCGCCCGCUUCCCACCAGCAGAGAACCAUGCCGAGGGCGAGGGGGCGCCGGCGGCACCGGGAGACGAGGCAGUGUUCGGGGGCGACCCAAACCGCGGCCGCCCGGUCUUCGUGCGCUACGACAAGGAGGAGGAGUCGGACGUGGAGAUCUCGCUGGAGAGCGACUCCGACGACAGCGUGGUGAUCGUGCCUGAGGGCCUGCUGCCCGAGCGGGGCCCGGUUGGUGGAGGGGGCUCCUCCCCAGCACCACCACCCCUCACCCCCACCGCUGCCCCCGCUCCCACGCCCAGCGCCAAGAGGAAGAAGAAAGAGGAGGAGGAGGAGGAGGAAGAAGGGCCGGACGAAGAGGAGCAGGAGGAGAUUGAGAAGGUGGUGGUGGCUUCACCUCGGGCCCAGGCACCCCCUACCCCAGCCCAGGCCCUGACCCCUGUCCCCCAGCCCCAGCCAGCAUCCUCCCAGGAGCUAGGGGGCGCCGGCGAGCUGCACCUGGGCUCCCAGGAGCUGGACGAGGACCUGACCGUGAUCAACAUCAACAGCAGCGAAGACGAGGAAGGGGAAGAGUACCCAGAGGAGGAGGAAGAGGAGGAAGAUGACUACUACGAUGAGGAGGAGGAGGAAGAGGAGGAGGAGGAGGAGGAAGAGGAGGAAGAUGAUUACGAGGAUGAGGAAGACUUUGAAGAGGGGGAGUUGGAGGACGAGGAGAUGGAGGAUGAGGACGAAGACGAAGAGGAGGAAGAGGAGGACGGGGAGGAGAUGUAUGAGCGAGGGCGGGCCGACAUCCCCAAGGAAGAGAAGCCCGCAGCCCCGAGGCCCACAGAGCUCCUACCUCCUCCCCGGGAGGCUGAGGGACCUGCGCAGCAAGAUCCUGGCCCCCCUCGGGGAUCUCCUGGCCCCCGGCCGAGCGAAGGGGACGGGAGCCCCGACCCCAGGCCAGGCGUGGGAGCCCCUGGCCAGGCGGAGGCCGGCAACGCACCAACGGAGCGGUCCCCGGUGACGGCCACGACCGAGGGCAGGGAGGAGGGAGGGGCGGCGGCCAGCGCCGAGACCCCCGUCCCAGACACCGACGGAGAGCGGGCGGGCAAAGAGACCUCGGCCGAGGGGUCCGCUUCCCCGGAUAAAGACGGUGCGCCAGCCCCCGAGGAGAAAGAGGGCGAGGGCGAAGUUGGCGGGAGCCCAGAGAUCAGGAAGGAGGCCGACAUCGCCGAACAGCGGCAGGAGGAGGUGGUACCUACCGAGAAGUCCACAGAGGCUGAGGACCAGGAGGACCAAACGGCGGCCAUGUUGGCAGACUUUGUGGACUGCCCCCCGGACGACGAGGAGGUAAAGGAGAUGGCGGCUGAAGCCGCGCCCAGUGGCAGCACCUGAGGGCGUUUCCCCGCCGCGGAGCAGAGGCUGGCUAUGUGG